AUGGCGGAUGACGAAGGUCAAGAAGACGAAUUACUUGCUUUGGCAUCGAUUUACGACGAGCGAAUUUUUAUUCAAUCUUCCGAGGAAAAAGGAGGACAACUCAAUAUUUUUCUAGACUUACCAAAGCCUUUCCAACUGAAAAUACAGUCGAGGUAUUUGCCAAAAGAACUAAAGAAGCAGAAGAAUCGAACGAAUGAUCAGGGAGCCUCGAAUGAUGACCAAGACGUUCUUGAGGUGCAAUACCUUCCUCCUAUCGUGCUGAACUUCAGAUUCCCGAAAGACUAUCCUUCCAGGAGCCCUCCAUUAUUUACGUUAUCGUGUAAGUGGCUGACGGUGUUUCAGGUGAGAUAAUAGUCUACUUUUUUUCGCGCUUUCUUGGCAGAAUCUGCAGAUUGGUAACAGAUCAUCUGUUACCAAUCUGACAACAGCUGUCCUUUCGUCAAACGCUUUGGAAAAAUAAACUUUGAACAGCACGCCAGCGUUUUCUCUUGGCUGCUUUAUUGUUUACUCAUCUUCUUACUUUUUUUCAUCGUUCUUUGAGCAAGACUACGAUAUUCUCCAAACCUAGCUGACAGGAAGACAGGGGCCUUUGUCCCCCUCGCCCUUCUUGACAGCCAUGGGACCAUUAAAAUUGUUUUGAAUCAUUGUUUUACCUUUCUAUCUUUGCUCUUGACAGCUGUCAAAACUUUGCAAAUAUCUGGAUGAAAUAUGGUCUGAAAAUGGCAUUGGAGAAGUUGUUAUGUUUCGGUGGCUGCAAUUUCUUCUUGAUGAGACUCUCCCAACACUGAACUUGAAGAGUCCUUUCCCACUGCGAUUUAGAAGAGCUCAUGGAAAAGGCAACGCAAGAAGAAAAGCAGAUCAAAGAGCUUUUCAGGAUGUGGCCUCCUGCUAUAAUUUAGUCAACGUUAUAGUGGAGUAUGACAAAGAAGAGAGUAAAAGGGUCUUCAGCAGUAGCUAUUUUACAUGUAAUGUUUGCUUUGGUGAAAAACCUGGGUCCUUGUGCAUGGAAUUUCAUGACUGCAGUCAUGUCUUUUGUGUAGACUGCAUGGCUGACUAUUUUAAAGUUCAAAUCGAGGAUGGGGCUGUUCAGGCACUAAACUGCCCAUGGGAAAAGUGCGAAUCACAGGCUCUUCCAUCUCAAGUGAAGGAAAUUGUUAGUCCAGAGUUAUUUGCUAAGUAUGACAGGUUUUUGCUACAGCAUAGUCUUGAUGGAAUGUCGGACAUCGUCUACUGUCCUCGCCCAUCAUGUCAGACUGCCGUCAUGCUGGAAAGUGAGUCGUCAAUGGGAAUCUGCACGUCUUGUUCCUUUGCAUUUUGUGCGUUUUGUAAACAUGCUUAUCAUGGUGUGUCACCAUGCCGAAUCAAAAGUGAUGACAUAAAGAAACUUCAUGAUGAGUACACAACUGCUUCUAGUGAGGAAAGAGAGUUUCUUGAAAAGCGUUUUGGAAAGCGACGGCUUCAACAAAUGGUGGAUGAAGUCGUGUCUGAAAAGUGGAUCUUCUCAAAUGCUAAACAAUGCCCAAGUUGUAGUGCAAGUAUUCAAAAGAUAGAUGGUUGCAACAAAAUGACAUGUAUUAAGUGCCGUUCCUAUUUCUGUUGGUUGUGCAUGUCAACACUUUCUCGCAGUAAUCCAUAUCAGCAUUUUAAUUCGUUAAACAGUUCAUGUUUUAACAAACUGUUUGAAGGUAUUGAUGAAGAUGAUGAUGAUGAUGAUGAUGAUGAAUGGUGGAAUGUGUGAUAACAGAGGGGGCUUUUUACGUUGCCUCCAAGGGUUAUUAAAUCAUAUUGCAUGGAGGACUAGAACUCUUGCAGUAUUUUUUACACCAACAUUUGGUCAAAUCAAACAGAACCAUACCAAAAAAUAAUUAUUUUUUAAGCGAUAAAACGACAUGUUGACCAAACAGUAAGUAUCAUUUUCGGAAUGUACAAUUGAUUAAGUCAAUUUGAUUAUUAAAUGCAUGGAUCCUUAGGAGGGAUGGGAGAACAGAAAGGUCUAUUAAUAGACUGCUUUGCACUCAUGUCUUGCCGAUAAGGAGUUUGUUCCAGUGUGCAAACUUACAACAUGUAUAUUCAUGAUAAGUUUCCAAGGUUAUAAGAGUAGACAUUGGAAAAUUGGUAAAGACAUUUUUUAGGAGUAAAAAAAUGACGUGCUAUUCUUACUGGGGAAAACACGCACAAAAGCUUAAAAUGGCAUCAAUGCACUUCCUAACACUCUCAGUGUGGCCCGGGAGAAUACGCGGCAUACCCACAGACCUUGUCCCUCAGAAAGAGCAGCCGGCUUGAUUAUUCAGCCAGUUCUAGUAAGGUUUAGGUCUCAGCACCCUCAAUAGCAGUUCUUGCCCCAUCCUCCUUCCCGCAGCGAUGGGGCAUACCUCGUAUUCUCUCCUGGUCCACCAACGUGCUUGCUUGGGCAGAUUCUCCCAUAUGUUAUGCAUUUAGGAUAAUGGCUUUGAGUGCGGGUGUUCCAGGUGAGAAUAUAAUAUUAUUACUUUUCACACGACAUUACGUCUACCAUAUUGGUGCCCCAAGACAAUGAAACAGCAGUUUUGUAGCUGUCCCAAACCAGUCCUGUUGUGUAGUUGAACUCUUUUCUUGCCUUAGCAUGUGUAACAAACGUUUCCGAUCGAGUAAAUGCACGAAAGUACGUUUUAUAGCAAAAACAGCUACAACAACAACAACAACAAAUGGAAGAAGGGGGAGGGGAGGGAAGAAGAGAAAACGUCUCUCCUCUCCCUCUAUUCCUCUUUUUUGCUCUUGUCCCAACUUUCUAAACAAGCUUGCUGCGCCUUCUGUUUUCCCUAUGUAAACGCACAGAC
Porites lobata is the source of this 2816-nucleotide messenger RNA. The record is from the annotation of a GenBank genome assembly. NCBI's taxonomy places the organism in Eukaryota, Metazoa, Cnidaria, Anthozoa, Scleractinia, Poritidae.